AUGACCAGGGACUUAAAGGCAUUAAUACCAGAUUCAGAAUGGGCGAUUAAGUUACAUCGGAUUACGUUGAAAAUCAUCGGUUUGUGGCCGCCAGAUAACCGAAAGGCACAUGAGAUGGUACGUUCGAAACUUCGACUAUUGUGCAACGUUACUACAAUAUUCUUCGUAACAACGAUACCAACUUUAAUAUCAUUAAUACAAGUAUGGGGCGACAUGAUAUUAAUGAUUGAAAAUUUGCAACUCAGUCUACCUUUGGUGAUGACGGUGUUCAAAAUCUACGUCAUAUGGUAUAAACAAGAAGCCUUAGCACCUCUAAUUGACAUGAUCGAAAAAGAUUGGAUAAAGGUGAAGAUGAAGGAAGAGCGAGAUGUUAUGCUGAAGUGCGCCAUGAUCACUCGCGUAAUCGCCAUGUGCGGAAUGUUCAUAUUAAUUUGUGCAGUUUCGGUUACUUUAAUUCUUCCAUGUUUUGGACUGAUGAUUAGACAAGAGACGAACCUGACCGAUCAUGAAAGACCUUUGCCGUUACAAUCGUACUACUUGCAUGACGUAUCUAAGAGUCCGCAUUUUGAGCUAACAUUUGUGGCACAAGGAAUCAUAGUGUUCACAGGAGGACUUACUUAUUCAGUGGUUGACCACUUCCUCGGACUAUUGGUUAUACACAUGUGCGGGCAACUGCAGAAUCUAAAUUUGCGAUUGACCCAUAUGGAAAAUUAUCCGAACUUUGAUGCAGCAUUGAAAUAUAAUGUCCAAGAUCAUACACGCUUGAUCAGGUGCUCGACGUAUAGGGGAGAUCGGAACAAGUUCGAAUGA
Messenger RNA from Dinoponera quadriceps, 810 nucleotides. RefSeq lists its product as uncharacterized. Bases 1 to 810 code for a protein of 269 amino acids. Gene Ontology annotation, molecular function: olfactory receptor activity; odorant binding. Gene Ontology annotation, cellular component: plasma membrane. Gene Ontology annotation, biological process: detection of chemical stimulus involved in sensory perception of smell; sensory perception of smell. The record is from RefSeq and is a predicted model, not a curated record. NCBI's taxonomy places the organism in Eukaryota, Metazoa, Arthropoda, Insecta, Hymenoptera, Formicidae. The transcript has 3 exons.